Symbiodinium sp. CCMP2456 is the source of this 936-nucleotide messenger RNA. The record is from the annotation of a GenBank genome assembly. Lineage: Eukaryota; Dinophyceae; Suessiales; Symbiodiniaceae.
AUGGACGAGAGACGUGUGCUGGUGCGGGUGAAGAGGCGUCUCGAUGAGGAUCCGCUUCCGGAAAUCCUUCUGGAGGAGCCGCGUAAAGAUUCUGAUAAGCGAAAAAGACCCGAUGCCACGGCUGCAGCUCUAAAGCUUGUCGACACGGUUGGGUCCCGACAGUGGCCCGAUGAGGAAUAUGGCCUUCCCGUAGCCUGGUUCCAUGCAGCCGCAAACGCGGCUUGGCCAGCGAUGCCGCAAGGAUGCAUGUCGCAACAACUCGAGCCGAUGCUGGAGCUUCGAGAGGCGUCGCGUCGUCUGAUUGGCGGGUAUGCCGGCGAAACCGUGCAGCUGAUUGAUGUGGACCGUUCCGAAAACUGCCCGAUGCCGGCGGCAGCUUCUGGAUUCACGAUCAAUGGCAUGGAGCUCGUCGCCGAGCCCAGAGCUCCGAGUCCGAGAGAGGAUUUUGUGUGGGACGUCUAUGCGCUCAGUGACCUCCAACAUGCGCCAGCGGCUGCAGUGCAGCUGCAUGAUUCUGUCCUGGGUCCGGAAGAAACGGACCUGGAUGAACUGGAGUCAAUUGACUCUUCAGACGAAGGCCUGACGAUGGUCUCUGCCUCCUGUCGGCUUGCUGCGUUGGCCUGCCAAUGGGUUCAGGCGCUGUUGAGCCAUGGUCACGCAGAAGCAGCUCCGAUGAAGAAUGCGAUGAGCCGGAGGUGUGCCCUUGUGAAGCAUCUCCUGGCCGCACUCCCUGCCCCUGCAGGACGGAUCCCAAUGGGUGAACACUCUGGACUAGUGGGUCCAGUGCUUCCCUCCUCAGUACAGAGCCUCGAGGGAAGCCAGCACCUCAGUUGCCGCUUGAGAGUUUGCCAAGUGGAAAAGAUGACGCACGUAUGGAUCAGAAUCAGAGAUUGUGCAGAUGUUCCUAGAUCGGACUGCACAAGCUUCUGCCUAUGA